This is a messenger RNA of Leptonychotes weddellii (Weddell seal), 4377 nucleotides long. RefSeq names its product SFT2 domain containing 2 (gene SFT2D2). The record is from RefSeq and is a predicted model, not a curated record. Gene Ontology annotation, biological process: vesicle-mediated transport. Lineage: Eukaryota; Metazoa; Chordata; Mammalia; Carnivora; Phocidae. Gene Ontology annotation, cellular component: membrane.
GCGGCGGCGGACCCGGCACCCGGAAGAGCCGCCGACUCCGCGAGUGCAGCAGGGGGCUGAGCGGGGCUGCGUCGUGUGGACCCGGCCCGGGAUGGACAAGCUGAAGAAGGUGCUGAGCGGCCAGGACACCGAGGACCGGGGCGGCCUGGCCGAGGUUGUUGAGGCAUCUUCAUUAAGCUGGGGUACCAGAAUAAAAGGCUUCAUUGCAUGUUUUGCUGCAGGAAUUGUCUGCUCACUGCUGGGAACUCUUCUGCUCUGGGUGCCCAGGAAGGGACUAUACCUCUUUGCAGUGUUUUAUACCUUUGGUAACAUCGCAUCAAUUGGGAGCACUGUCUUCCUCAUGGGGCCAAUGAAGCAGCUGAAACGAAUGUUUGAGCCGACGCGUUUGAUUGCAACUAUCGUGGUGCUGUUGUGUUUUGCACUUACUCUGUGUUCUGCCUUUUGGUGGCAUAACAAGGGGCUUGCGCUCAUCUUCUGCAUUUUGCAGUCCUUGGCCCUGACGUGGUAUAGCCUUUCCUUCAUACCCUAUGCAAGGGAUGCUGUGAAGAAGUGUUUUGCUGUCUGUCUUGCAUAGCACAUGGUCAGUUGUGCAAGGCUUUGGAAGGCGCCGUGGACGGAAGCUGGUGGACAGUUUUGUAAAUACCUUCUAAACCUCUGUCUUACAGACAUGUGCCUUUUCUCUUGCAGCAGUGUGUUGCUUGUGAUCUGAACAUUUGAGGGUAGCUUUUGGAGGCAUUGUUGUGGUCCCAAACCCAAAUGUCUGUAGCAUGGUAUGAGAGGUGGGUUCUGUUAUCUCAUGGGGUAGAUUAUUCCUCAUGCACCUGUUUCCUCUUUAGAUGAAGUGUUCCACUGAAAUUUCCUAAAUAAAAACCUUGUUAAGCAGCGGCAGGUCAGCUUGGGAGCCAGGGCUCUUCUGGGGGUGACAGGCAGCCCCAUCAGAGCUGGCAGGGGUACGGUCAUAAGGGACAGGGUUUUGGGGUCUGCGGGGACUUUGUGGACUUGCCCUCAGCAUGGAGAACCGCCCCCCCACCCCACCCGCCUCACCCAGCGUGGACGUGCUUCUGCUCUGGGGUCUGCCCCCCCGACAGCUGCACACAAGCCCGUGGAGAGCCUGCUCGUAGAGUGACCUGGGAAAGGAGCACUUUUUGGGGAUAUGUGUUGUUUUUAAAUCUGCACGUUGGCUUUGUUCUUCUGAUUCCACACCUGACGAUGGAAUGUAUCUUCUGACAUUCCGUGCACUCUUUUUCUCUCGGGGUUUUCUUUCUUUCUCCCCCUCCACGUAGCUUUUCUCAUGGCCUCCUGGAACUGGACUGGGGACGAAGCAUGGACAGAACAGACACUGUUUUCUUUUGCACAAGAGCUGACGGGAGGGAAAAGUCUUGCUGCUUUCCACUCUUUUUUUUCUUCCCCAUUAUUUAUUAAUGUUGCUUUUAAACUGAUUCUGUUUUCCGUUCUCCCCUGGAACGGGGCCAGGGUAGAGUGGUGGGAAGGCAGAGCCCCAUUGUGGGGCCCAUGGGAAGGAGGCACGCCUGGCUGGUGACCUUUCAGCGGUGCCAGGGUUUCCACCGGAGCCCGCGCUACAGCACUGGGGGUGGGACACCGUGGGUGGCAGGGGGCGCGCAUCGCAGCCCCUGCCUCACCACGCACGGUGCUUUGUGCCCGGGAUUCUGUCUGGUCCCACAAGAGCUGGUGACGAAGUGGCGAUGGUUAUCUCACUGGGCAGUCAAGGAGAUCAGACUCAGAGAGGUCAGCAGAUUGCCUCAAAGCCACAGUUGGUGGCAGAACUGGGCCCGGAGUCUGGGUGCCCCAGCUUCAGUCCCCUCUGUGCCCCCGUGUUUCCCGGGCUGGCUCUGGAGGCACCUCCUCUGACUGUUCUGCCUGUUCUCAUCAGCCAAGCCUGUGCCUUUUCUGCUCCCAGUCCCUUUACGUCACUGCACUGUCUCCUGCCCAGUUUCCCUUUUGGGAUGCUUCCUCCUGGUUCUGUGGGCUCUCCGUUGUUCAGUUGUGUGCCCUUGUAGCUCCUUGCUGCCUGACCAGCAUAAAUGCCCUAUCUUGAUUGCCAGAGUUCUUGGCAUUGCGGGGCCUCUGAAGCAAGCCCACAAGUGAAAUCUCUUUGGGGUUGCCUUUCUGUUCUUACCCAGGUCUAGCUGGCCCGCUCGGGUUCUUGCUCUGGAACCUCCACACCAAAGGCUGUGGUCCACGUGUCGUCUCCUUGCUUGUGGCCAGUUGCUAAGUUCUUUGUCCUGUUGCAGCUGAGACCUCAGACCGGCUAGCCUUUUCCUCUGAGCUGGGGAGCUGUGAGCAGGUCUGAGAGGCCUAGAGUGAGGAGGCAGUCUCACCGGGUCCUCUCUAGGCUAUGGAGGGCACCCUGGCUUAUCCUGAGGUUCCUAACCUGCCUUCAGCCAGGAAGGGAAAUUAUGUGCUACCCUCUGGCUUUUGUGGAGUUCUUUUACAUCUGAGGCGUCCCUCGGAAAUAGCUCAGAUCUUGGAGGCACUCUAGAAAGGGGCCCAAAGGAGAUCUGGCAUGUCCAUCGUGCCCUCUCGUAAGAGCAGGUGUGGGGCUAGCCUGUCUCUACGAGCUCCAACCAGCCUGGAGUAACUAGAAGGCUGAACCCUCUGGCCCUUUGCAAUGUCUGGACUUGACAUUGUGGGACAUGAGGUCGAGGUGCCUUUUGCGAUGUCACCGGGGCUGUGUAGCAUAGUGGUAGUGGAUGUGGGCUUUGACGGCACACAGGUUUGGGCGUGAGUUGUGGUUCGGUCACAUACCGGUGUCAGGUUGAGCAAGUUACUUAAGCUCUGGCUCCCUUUAAAGACAACAGAGGUAACAGCCACUGCUGGAUCACUCUCCAUCAGUGAGCUGUGCGUCAGGUGCUUCGCCUGGAGCCCAGGGGACGGAGACGGUAUCUCAGGAAAAGGAAGGUGUUAUUACUACGUCCCAGAAGUAACCGAUGACCUUUGAAGGUGGCAGGUGAAUGUCUCUGACCAUUAACUUAUCUACAAAAUAUGUAUCGAGCAUUAUGCGUCCAGCACAGUACUGUUGCCACGCCUGGUCUCAUUUAAUAGUCACAGUGGCUUUGCAGGCUGGUGGUCCUGUUUGCCUUGCUGAAGAAACGAGCCGCCUCGGGGAGGGUAGGCGUCCCUCCAGAUCUCACCAGUAGAGGGCGGUGGUUCUUGUGUUAAAGCGCCUGCUUUGCCCUAACGCGGGGCCUGUGGCCAGUUUGCACAGACCGCUCCAGCCAGGACACUGUGGGCAGCUUUUGGAUGAUCCUGCCAUUCGGGAUCUUCCAGACUCCUGCAUUUCCGUUCUGCCACCUCACCCUUUGGUUUUCCCUGUUUGUUUUUGCCUCCUGCACGGUGGGAGAAAGAAGAAAUCCAUGUUAAAGGUGCUGAAAGCUGUUACCAGGCAACAGCGCUAGUUUGCAAGCACCGUGGUGGGCGAGAGAGUGGGGAAUUAGGGUUCAGACCCUGCGGCUGGCAGGCUGGCAGUCCCGUCUUGUUCCUGCAACACCCCCCCUCCCCCCCCCCCCACUGCUGGGGGAAGGAGAGGGAGAGGUCGUUGCGUUCUUGCAGUGAAAGGAAUCAUUCAGGCGACUCUCUCAGCGCUGCGUACUCCCUGGAGGUGAGGUGGUGCCUCCAGCUGCGUGUGAGGCUCCCUCUGUGGGUGCUGUGUUGGGCGCUGUGCCGCUCCCCAGGCCCAGACAGCUGUCUCCCGGGCCCCGGAGCCUGCCGUGUGACUCCCUGCCGCCCGUGUCCCUACCUGGGAGGUUCCCCUUCUGCCGACCGUGCUCCUGGGCAACUCUGGCUGCCAGAUCCUGUGUGUGGCCAUGCCCCUGGCCGCUGCUGCCCAGGCCCAGCUGGAGGUUCCGUUGGAAAGUGGGACACCAUCCCCCGUGGGGCAUUUCCACUGGGUUGACGAUCUCAGUGCUCCUUCAUUCUGUAUGGGGACUUCCGGGGGGGGUACCCCCCAGCUGCCCCCUCCCUCCUACCCUAAUCAGGGUACGCUCAGGGAGCAGGAAAUAAAAUCAUGAAGUGCAUCUAAAUAAAUUCCUUUUGGACACUUGCAUUGGAGAAGAUGAUUAGGAAGUGGGGCAUAUCUUGAGAAAAGGGUGUGGGAGGUACUGGUUUAGCUGCUGCUGCUUUUGACAGCUCCAGGAGAGUGACAAGUGUGGCGGUGUGACGGUCGGGGCAGUGAAUUAGGCAACUGAGCUCAGCCCAUGGCUGUGCGUUCCCUUUUCUGUGGGGCAGCCCGCACCAGGCCCGCCUUACCUUCUCUUCCUUCAGACGUCUGACUGGAGUCAGCUGCAGGAUUACAAACUAGUUAAAAAUUCACAACCCACCCUUGACCCUCAUUUUCAGCAAAUAAAUGAAAAAAAAAAA